Anthonomus grandis grandis is the source of this 556-nucleotide messenger RNA. RefSeq lists its product as uncharacterized. The record is from RefSeq and is a predicted model, not a curated record. NCBI's taxonomy places the organism in Eukaryota, Metazoa, Arthropoda, Insecta, Coleoptera, Curculionidae. The coding region runs from base 155 to 490 and encodes 111 amino acids. The transcript is spliced from 4 exons.
CCCCAGAAAAACACAUUUAACUUGAUUAAGUUUUAAAAUCGCAAUUUGUUCACGGUAUUCAUUUUAGUUCCAAUCAAGCUGCUGCACGGAAUCAAGGUUAUUACGUUUAAGGUCGAAUUAUUUCGUGUUUUUUUUUUGAAAGUAAAAGCUGAGGAUGGAGAAUUUCUACGCUCUACUGUUCAUUGGACUAAUAUGCAUUUCUGGCGUCAUAUCAGCUGAUGCUGAUUGCCCAUUAUCCAACAAAAUGACAUCUUGUUCACCCAAAUGCAAAGAUGAUUCCGAAUGCCACGGCAAGAAAUGUUGUCCAAAUAUUUGUAAUGCUAGAUCAUGUGUCCCGGAUCAUUUAAAGUAUGCCACUGCGGGUGGUGAUGGAUAUAAGCAAAAUUCUAAAACUGCCACGGGUACCUACUGUGGAAACGUAAAAUGUAGUUCAUUUGAAAAGUGUGAGUUUGACAGAGCUUCUAAAAGAUCAAAGUGUGUACGUCAAUAGAAUUAAAAAAAUGUUUUAUAUUAUAAGCUUAUCUUUAAUAAAGACCAUUUUGCAUCUUUUACCUUA